Messenger RNA from Clonostachys rhizophaga, 1110 nucleotides. Lineage: Eukaryota; Fungi; Ascomycota; Sordariomycetes; Hypocreales; Bionectriaceae. The record is from the annotation of a GenBank genome assembly.
AUGAGCGAUCAAUCCGACCCUAUUAUCGUCAUCGGAGCCGGCGUCGUCGGUGCCUCCAUCGCGUGGCACUUGACCAAGGAGAAGAAGAAGGAUGUCAUCAUCAUCGCAGGAGAGGUGGGCGGUAUUGUGACGCCAAAGUCGUUUUCCUGGCUCAAUGCAGCCGGCACCACCACGAAGUUCUACUAUGAUUUCAGACGUCGCUCCAUGGCUCGUUGGGUCGACAUGAGCAAGGAGCUGCCCGACCUCCCGAUCUACUGGGGAGGCACCUUGACCUGCGACAAGACUCCCUCCGAGCGCACCGAGUUUCACGAGCGUCAGCAGAAAUGGGGCACCAAGAUUGAGCGCCUGGGCAAGGGAAGCCUGGCUGCGAUCGAGCGGGAAGUGGACAGUGCCCAGUUCGCAUCGGCUGAAUGGGGCCUGUAUGUUCCCGACGAGGGUACGAUCGAAGCACAUGAUGCCGCAGCUAUGCUCGUUGCCGAUGCCGAAGCACGAGGAGCCAAGGUCCUCCGCACGACUGCCACUGGAUUCCUGAGGUCGAGUGACGGUCGGAGAAUCGCUGGAGUGGUGACGGGCUCUGGGCACGUACGCGGUAGCCACGUCGUUGUAGCUGCUGGUCUUGCCAGCGUCGCAUUGCUGGCAACCGAGAAUAUCAGGCUUCCCGUCAAGGGCACCGAAGGUCUGAUUGUCAACACGACGCCCAACAAGAAGCGAUACCUCCACACACUGCUCCGCUUGCCGGCAAUGCACCUGCGCCAGACACUCGAUGGGCGCAUCCGCUUCGCUGCCAGCUUUUCGGGCGGUCCACCGGGGGAUGACCCGGAAGUCACUGCCAGAGAACUCUUCAAGCAGAUGCAGAAGGUGUUCAAACGGGGACAUGAGCUCGAGUUCGGCGGCUAUACGGUAGGAGUACGUCCUGAUCCGGAGGAUGGAUAUCCCAUCCUCGGCUCCACGGGCUUGGAUGGGAUGGAUGUGGCGUGCAUGCACUCUGGUGUGACGAAUGCUGCGCUUGUUGGUCAGCUUCUGUCCAAGAAGAUUCUAUAUGGCAACGAAGAUCCAAUGCUUCAUCCCUAUCGACUUGAUCGGUUUCAGGAAAGUCGCGCAAAGCUUUAG